AUGUAUGAACAUAAUCAGAACGGAGAUUACCCCGGGGGAGACGGGUACGGCGACUUCUACGAUGCUGGAGAUCAAGCUCACAACCAUUUCGACUACCCACAACAAGAUUUCGACCAGGGGCAAGACUAUGGGUACGACGACGACUCCGCUUUCCCAGAAGGACAGAUGGAGCAGCGUGGCGACGAUGGCACGAACGACUAUAGUGCGCAGCUACAGGAGCUCGAGGCCAAGCUCGAUCAGCUCGAGAGAAAGUAUGAGAAAACUUACUAUUCUGCCGAACCAGACGAAACCCAGCAACCAAAGCUCCACUUCCAUUCAUUGGACAUGACCAGGCUUUGUUUCCAAAUCCUGAAGAUCGACCCGGAAAAUCAGCGUGCAGCCGCACUGCACAGUGAUCACACGGCUUCAGUUUUUGGCCAGUUCUAUGGUCAUGAAGGCGUCGACCCUAGCCUGCACAAGCAGAGAAGGCCCGAGCACAUAUUCGGAGUCCCCCGUCCUGGAGGCAUGUAUAGCGAUUCCGAAGGUGGGAGCGAGCCCGAGGGCUACGACGAGGGCUUCGAUAGCGAAGACUAUCCAGAAUAUUCGGCAGGAGAAGGCGGGGACCAAUAUGACCCAGAGUAUGACGGAACGGGAGAAAAUGAGGAGGAUCCCGACGAACACGGUCACGGAAACUACGAUGGGUACGACCCUCAGGAUGCCGACGCUGAGCAACCGUGGGAGGAUGGCGAUGGCGGGGAGGGCAGUGGGCACUGGCAUGGUGGACACGAGUAUGGUGGCGGUUCAGGUGGUGAGCAGUACGGCCACAACUGGGAAAAUGGAAGGGACAACGACGACGGUGACCAGCAAGGUGGAGAAUGGGAGAACGGCGAGUGGCCAAACGGAGGACACGACAGCAAUGACCAGUACCCGGAGGAUUAUUGGCCAACCGGAGGUGAGAAUGACCACAGUCACCACAAUCAAGGAGGAGACUGGCAAGGUGGAGGGUAUGGUGACGGCGGUGAUGGCCACCAGACUGGACAUCCAGGGAGCGUGGAGAUGCACAUUGUUAUGAGGUGA
Molecule: messenger RNA, 1056 nt
Organism: Fonsecaea erecta
Lineage: Eukaryota; Fungi; Ascomycota; Eurotiomycetes; Chaetothyriales; Herpotrichiellaceae
Exons: 2
Coding region: 1-1056 (351 amino acids)
Source: RefSeq, a predicted model, not a curated record